AUGCCUCGAAUGGCGAUCCAAAUGACGUGGUCGGCGCAGUGGGCGGUACUGGGGCCCUAUCUGUCCACGAUGAUGCCACGGUACGCCGUCCAGAUCGCACAGUUCAUCGGCCCCACCGUCGGUGUCCUCGUGGGGCCGACUGCCGGCGCCUUCAGCGACCGGUGCACCAUGAAAAUGGGCAGACGUCGGCCGUUCCUCAUCAUCGCCGGGGCUCUCAGCAUUGUCUGCUGGACCGUCAUGGGCUACACGCGAGAAAUGGGGGAAGCUCUGGGCGACGUCGGCGACGGGGCGGACGGCGAGGAGGCCGACCGCACUUGGACCAUCAUCUUCACUGUGGUGUGCUACUUCUGGAUGGACAUCACCGUCAACACUGUGUAUACUCCAGCCAUGCUGCUCGUGGCUGACUUUGCUGGAGAUCGACAGACCACGGGCGCAGCUCUGGGCCAAGCGUGGGCGACUCUGGGGGCGAUCCUCAUUGCGGGCUACAUCGAGUUCUUCGGGGCGGCGUACAAGACGCUGCACUCGUUCAUGGGGAUAUUGUCCGUCGUCAUGUUCAUUAGCGUCGGUGUCGCUGUGAUCUUCGCCAAAGAGACGCCGCUACCCCCUAGCGCAGUGGAUGCGGGGGCGUCUUGUGAUCGAGUCAAGCACGCUGUUACCUCCGUGUACUAUGGCAUCCGGAGACUCCCCGCAGUGCUGGCAGUCUACUGGGUGGCCUUCUUCUUCACGCAGUACGGCUACGCAGCCUACAACGGCAACAAGGGGCAGUUCUUCGGCCUGGAGGUGUACGGCGGCGAGUCUCAGAAUGCCGACACCUGCGACCCCUGCACCGCUGAGCAGGAGGCUUACAACCACGGCGUGAGCAUCGCUGGAGGCCGUGCCGACCUUCUGUACAACAUUGUGGGGUACGUGUGCGCCUGGGGUUUGCCGUACAUGGUCCACAAGAUCGGCGUCAAGCGGGUUCUCGUCAUCUUCACGCUGCCCCAAGUGCUGUUCGCGGUCAUGGCGUGGGUCGACAACGCGGCGUUCGACGUCUUCGUCGUCGCCAUCGCAGGGAUCACGCACACCGUGUGGUUCGGACUCGUCGUCCCCGUGAUCAUCCACGUCUUCGGCGAGGACCAGGAGAUCGGAGUCUUCGUCGGGUCUUUAAACUCGGCCAACUGCUUCGGUCAACUGCUCAACUUUGCGAUCGGCACGGGGCUGGUGCAGAUGUCGCUCGGGUACAAGCUGCCGGUGUUUGUCGGGGGAAUUGCAAGCAUCAUGAGCGCCUUGACCAUCCUGGUCUUCUUCAAGAUGAAAAUGUACAGCAUGUAG
Molecule: messenger RNA, 1311 nt
Organism: Phytophthora sojae
Lineage: Eukaryota; Oomycota; Peronosporomycetes; Peronosporales; Peronosporaceae
Exons: 1
Coding region: 1-1311 (436 amino acids)
Biological process (GO): sodium ion transport
Cellular component (GO): membrane
Molecular function (GO): sucrose:proton symporter activity
Source: RefSeq, a predicted model, not a curated record